Messenger RNA from Condylostylus longicornis, 333 nucleotides. RefSeq names its product dynein light chain Tctex-type 3-like. Lineage: Eukaryota; Metazoa; Arthropoda; Insecta; Diptera; Dolichopodidae. The transcript is spliced from 2 exons. Gene Ontology annotation, biological process: microtubule-based movement. Gene Ontology annotation, cellular component: cytoplasmic dynein complex; cytoplasm. The coding region runs from base 1 to 333 and encodes 110 amino acids. Gene Ontology annotation, molecular function: dynein intermediate chain binding. The record is from RefSeq and is a predicted model, not a curated record.
AUGAAGAAGGCACAAGAAUUUUCAUCCUUUACUGAUCAAGUACACAGCGCUGUGAACUCAACUGUCGAAAACGUUCUAGGGUCUGCCAACUACGAAACAAAUGAAGUUCCGAAUUGGGUAGAUACGAUCACAGCAGGGAUUCUUGAAAACCUCCAGAAGAUGAGUGACGCUUUUAAAUACGUUGUAACGGUAGUCGUUCUGCAGAGGAGUAAUACUGGAUUCCACUUGUUCAGCACAUGCUAUUGGGAUCAAUCGCUAGAUGGAACUGUUACUGUUCAAUGGGAAAACAAAUCUAUGCACUGCAUUGUAACCGUUUUUGGUAUUUCUCUAUGA